Molecule: messenger RNA, 3247 nt
Organism: Marchantia polymorpha subsp. ruderalis
Lineage: Eukaryota; Viridiplantae; Streptophyta; Marchantiopsida; Marchantiales; Marchantiaceae
Source: the annotation of a GenBank genome assembly
ACGAAUCAGAUCCCCCAAUGCGUACUCUGCGACUCGACCGCCCGACGACCGUAUUGGUCGAUUGGUGCGAGAAUUGGUGCGACGCGACGGCACUCGAUCGCGCCGUCUCGAGUCGCAGGCCGUGGAACAGAUGGCCGCACGAGAGGGGAGAGAGUGGAGCGCGAGCGCGAGGUUGGUACUGGAGGAGCGAGUACACGUCCCGCGGAGGGAGGAAAAACGGGAUCGGUCAAUCAGCGCGGAGGGCAGGGGGCAGGGGGCAGAUGGUCGAGGAGGACGAGGACGAGGCAUCGGGUGAUGGGAAGAAGGAUGGUUACUCGGAUCCAUGGCCGAUCGGUCGUCGUCGUAAAUCGAUGAGUCGGUCGAUUUGAUCUACCGCUCACUCUCUCACUCUCUCUCUCUCUCUCUCCCCCCUGCUCUCGCAAAGACGGCAGCGGCAGCAGCAGGAGAAGCAGAAGGGGAAGUAGCAGAAGCGCCCCCCGCGGCGUGAGCUGGGGCUCGAGGAUGCCAAUGAUGAUGACAAUCCUUUGACAACCGGGUCUCGGGGUGCCGCUACAGGCAGAGAGAGGGACGGACGAGCGUCGGAAGCGCAAGCCUCUGCCAGGGCCAGGGGCGUCACGUGCUCCGGCGUUGACCCGGCCCGCAGGCCGAUCGGCAGCUCGCUCACUGCCUCCCCUCCCAAUCCCUUCGCAAUCCCUUCGAUCUCUUCUUCUUCCUCUCCCUCCGCGACCUCCCCCCAUCGACUGCGACGCUGGAACGCUGCGGGAUCCGCUGCCCAUCCGAAGGGCUCGUGGCGCUUUCCGCCGCGCCUUCAGCGUCGGAUGUGAUCCAGAGGCGCGGCCCGGCCAACAGUUAGUAAAUUAAUUGAAAUUUUGAAAAAGCGCUCCCGGUGGAGGUUGACGAGGCUCGAAGGCCGGACGGACGGGCGCUCAUUGACUGCAGAGGCCCAGGCAGUCGAGCCCCCGUCUCGAGUUGGUUGUGCGCGACGGGACGGGACGGGCCCAAGGUCGAGGAAGUUGAAGGCCAGAGGAACGGGGUUUCUUCCAGGCCUCGAGGAUUCGGAUCUUGUUUGCAGGGAAGCCGAGGAGGAGGCUGGUGCGGGGCCGGGCGAUUUAGCGAUUGAGCGAGCGAGCGAGCCACCGAUCGACGGAAGCGAGACGGCUUGUAGGUCGAGCUGUGCGUUGUUGUUUUGUGUUGUCUGCUCCUGCUGAACCAGCGGUGGGUGGAAUUUCUCGAGAAGAAUUAGGAUGUCAGAGCGAAAGGAUCGCGCUUGAACUCCGGAGACCUUGCUCUGCUCGCAUCAGUUUAGUUUUAGACGGGGAAGCGGUGUCUGGAAGCACUGGGCCCCAGGACGACGGGGAUAAGGUUGUGGCGUUCGAGACUGCUUUGUUACUUGUUGGGGAAGAGAGACUCCUUGUUCUGUGCCUCGUUCGCUUCUGAAAAUGGCGUCUGGAGUUCGAGGACAGAGGGCUUUCUCUUCGAGAGCCCGAUCGCUGAUUACUUUGGUGAUGAUGUUUUCGGCCGCGUUGUUGGUAUUCUUGAUCUUCGUGAUUAUCGGAGUUCCUGCCGCCCUGAACAAUCCAGUCAGCCAGAGCAGCGGGGCUACCAUAGCCUUGAAGAUUCCUCAAAUCACUCGAGGACAAAAGAGAGAAGGAGACGCAGCGGUCCAGCCUUAUGUUGAAGUUUUGUCAUGGGAACCUCGUGCGUUUCUUUAUUACAACAUGCUGACUGAUGCAGAAUGUGAGCAUCUAAUCAACCUUGCCAAACCUAACAUGCAAAAGUCCACUGUCGUUGACAGUGCCACAGGACGAAGUAAAGAUAGUAGAGUUCGAACAAGUUCAGGAACUUUUCUCAAUCGAGGACAAGACCCAAUCAUCUCAGGAAUUGAGAAGAAAAUUGCUGAGUUCACUUUUAUUCCUGUUGAACACGGAGAAGGAUUACAAGUUCUUCAUUAUGAAGUUGGGCAAAAGUACGAGCCACACUACGAUUAUUUUCAUGAUUCGUUCAACACCAAGAAUGGCGGGCAGCGAAUUGCAACUGUUUUGAUGUAUUUGUCAGAUGUGGAGUCUGGAGGUGAAACGGUGUUUCCUGCAUCCAAGGUGAAUGGCUCUCUCGUUCCCCACUGGGAUGAGUUAUCGGAUUGUGCCAAAACAGGUCUGUCCGUGCGUCCAAGGAAAGGAAUGGCUCUGUUGUUUUGGAGUAUGUCCCCGGACGUUAAACUUGAUUCUAAAAGUCUACAUGGUGGUUGUCCAGUCAUAGAAGGUAACAAGUGGUCAGCUACGAAGUGGUUGCAUGUAAACAAGUACUCAGUACCCAGUUAAAAGUCGCUCUUCUCUCAGGUUUUUUCGAACCUAUUGACAUACUUAGGCUUAUCCAAGCACUCCUGCUUCCAACUUUGGGAUCACAAGCUGAUGGAGUUAAUGUCCAGCUGCGAAUGCUCAAAUGUAUGCACAGCAGUAACUUUGAAUUCACUCACUACAGGGAUCUUAGUCUUUCCUGAACAGUGUCCAACUGGUAAUUCUUUCGACAGUUGGAAUCUUGUUCUGCCCAGCCAAGGAGGAUCCCCAUUCAUACUUGGAGGACUUUUAGUUGAAAGAAAGUAACCUUUCGAUAGUGCGAGGCCAAAUAGCCUCUGCUGCCCAGGUACUUGGAAAGUGGAGCUCAUGCUAUUAGGAACAUUCAGAAUAAUAGUCAAGUGUAAAUAGGACGUACUUUGAGGACCUUGUCAAGGAGACAUCGAGUUUACGAGAUCAGAACAGCUGCCGACGAUUAUGAAAGCUGAGUACACCAGCGUAGGUUCCUGAUAUUGUCAGGUAUAUUUCGUCUUGCAUCUGCUGGAACACAUUAUGCCCGGUAUGUUCAGCCGAUUGUAAGAACGUGCCACUUCAGCCGUGGCAAUUUUUUUUGAUCAAGUGAUUAUAGUCGAGAAGAGCGUUGAACAGGAGCUAGUCUUGAUGACCACCACCAGUAUAUCGAUAUCGACUCUUAAGUCUACUGCCUACAUUUAGAUGAGUGUUAUUGCACAACUCGACGAAUUAUCCAUCUUUCAGCUAUUAGUAUGCAAGAGCCGGGCUCUUCUCUAGGUAGUCAAGAAAGGAAUGACUCCUUACUUGAUAAACAGGAUGUAUUAGGAUAGAUUGAAAACUAUCAUCUUAAAAAAGGUGACAUCCGCAUGCCCCGGAGAACAUGCAAGUAUGAGGAUGGAUAAAUCUGGACGGAGGCCCAUAAUUAAAGGACGACUUUGAAACCC